UUUUACAAAUAGUAGUAGGUUUUGGAUAUUAUUGUGAAAUGGCUAGUUUUAAAUUUUAGGUUGCAGUUUAAACUGCACAGGAAAAUGACUUAUUUUGUUCCCCCAGAUUUUCUAUGGGUGUACUAAUUUGUUCCCCUGAAUUUAUAUUCUUCCAGGUUAACUCUAAUUAUAUUUCUCUUCCAUCUGCAGCUGUGUAUUAAAGGGAAUAAAAAAUGACAACAGGAAGUAAUUAUUGUGUUGCCACUUAUAGGUGCAAAAUUCAUUUCACUAACUUUGCUAGAGUCUAAAUAGAGCUUAGCUGCUAACCGAAAGGUCGGCAGUUGGAAUCUACCAGCUGCUCCUUGGAAACUCUAUGGGGCAGUUCUACUCUGCUCCAUAGGGUCGCUAUGAGUCAGAAUUGGCUCAAGGGCAAUGGGUUUAAUGGGUUUUUGGGUAGACAUCAUAGGAUGGACUUUUGCCUUCAAUCUUGUUUUUAUUAGUGUACUGAUUAUUAACUGCUUCAGAUUCUUUUAAAAAUAGAUUUAAAUUCUAAAUAAAUAAAAUAUUUUGAGCAUUUUAGCAUAAGUCCCAGGCUUCUAAACCAGACACUGGGCAUUUGAAGAAUAGUAUUGGUCCCUGCUUCCAGGAGUUUUCAGUAUGUUGUGUUGUUAGGUGCCGUCGUGUCAAUUUCUACUCACAGCGACCCAUGUGACAAAGUAGAGCUUCCCCAUAGGGUUUCCUUGGCUGUAAUCUUUACAGGAGCAGAUCUCCAGGUCUUUCUCCUGCAGAGCUGCUGAGUGGGUUCGAACUACCAAACUUUGAGUUAAUAGCUGAGCCACCAGGGAUCCUUUUUCAGCGUAUUGGGGAACUCAAAGACGUAAGCAAAUAAAUACAAUCAAAUAUUAUAAAUGCUCUGAUAGAAGAAUGUACAGGAUCCAGUGAGGGCACCCAGGAAGCACAGGUCAAUUCUCUCUUCUUAGAGGAGGUGAUGUUUGAGUUGAGUCUUGAGUGAGGAUUAGGAAGGGGUGUGGAGAAGAAAGAUAGCACAAGGGAAAAUGCAGGGAACUCUGAAUCAAGAGGAAACCCUGGUGGUCUAGUGGUUAAGUGCUACAGCUGCUAACCAAAGGGUCAGCAGUUCUAAUCUGCCAAGCGCUCCUUGGAAACUCUAUGGGGGCAGUUCUAGUCUGUAGUAUAGGGUCACUAUGAGUCGGAAUCGACUCAAUGGCACUGGGUUUUUUUUCUGAACCAAGAGGCCCAGUUCCAGCUCUGGAACUACAUGAAUGAUCUUGGGCAUUUACCUCUCUGAGCCUCAAUUUCCUCAUUUGUAGAAACAGUGGGAGUGGUCUAAAAUUCUUUCCAGAUCAAACAUCCUGUGUCACUAUUAAAUUCAUUUUGUGAAAUCUGAGAGAGAUUAGAAAAGAGAAUAUUUUAUAUUAAUUGGAAUUUGUUUUCCUAGAGCCUCCUUUCCACAUAAUUAAAAGGCCACAAGCUCUCUGUUCUAGAAAAACCAAAAAACCAAACUCGUCGCUGUGGAGUCAGACCCAUAGGAACCCUGUAGGACAGAGUAGAAUUGCCCCAUAGGGCUUCCAAGGAGCAGCUGAUGGAUUUGAACUGCUGAUCUUUUGGUUAGCAGCCGAGCUCUUAAGUACUACACCACCAGGGCUCCACCUUCCUAAUCUAUUCAGGCCUUUCAGUGUGGCUUGAAGUUGUGGUGUCAUUAGAGAAUAUUACUAUAAAUGCAAACCUCAAUAUUUAAAUAUUUAUUAUAUAAGUGACCUCAAUCUAAGGGAAACUGGUAGAAGAGACCUCAGGCCUAGAAUCUAGUCUCCAACCUGCUGCAGAAUUCCUCUACAGCAUCUAUGACUGAGACUCAGCGCCAGCAUGAACAGCUGAAGGAGACCUUUUAGGGUGGGGACUUAUAUACCGUGUUGAGGGAGAAAAUAAAAAUUAUAGUUUUAUUAAAGCUUCAUGUAAUUAGAUUGGUUCACCGUAACAUUUUCUCUUAGAACCUAUAUGAUCCCAGCCUGACUAGCUUAAUUUUGUCUUUCUAUGUACAUAGUCUUCGUGCACAAAAGAGUUGAAGUAUCUCACCAGAAUAUAAACAAUGUAAUAAAAUGAAAAAUUACAAAUAAAAAAAUCAAGUCCUGGGAAAAAUAGAGUUCAGAGAUUUGAGGAAGAGGAAAAGCGAUAUACAGAUAAGCAGGGAAUAAAGAGCUGGUUCCAAUGGUUAAUGCACUUGACUGCUAAUGGAAAGAUUGGAGGUUCAAGUCCACCCAGAGGCACCUCGGAAGAAAGGCCUGGCAAUCUACUUCUGAAAAAUCAGCCACUGAAAACCCUGUGGAGCACAGUUCUACUCAGACACACAUGGGGUUGCCACGAGUCAGAACCAACUGCAUGGCAACUGGUACAGUUCUUAAAAUUGGGCCACAGAUUUGACUCUUGAGCUUUCUAGCAAGCAAAGCAAAAAGAAUGGUUACUAAGUUGUCUAUAAAGGGAAGAAAUUUCUUCCAGUCUAGACCCUUAGGCUGCAAAUAAUAUUUGUGGGCAAUUGUUUAUAUGCUUGUGCAGCUUCCUACUGCCGUGGCUCUUGUGAAGCUGAGCUCCCAGCCCAAGCCUCUGUGUCUAAUGUGUUUUCUCCCAAGGACAAUGAAUCAUUCUUCCCAGGACCCUGGCAUUCAUGAAGAUGGAAAGCUUUACGUUGUGGAUUCCAUAAAUGACUUGAACAAACUAAACCUCUAUCCUGCCGGAUCACAGCGUCUGUUCCCUCUAGAGGAGAAAAUCCCAGCCCAUCGCGGUAACUCAGGAAAUGGAAGCCGCAGUGUGUUCCUUGUGGCACUGAUAAUCAUUCUCAUUAUCAGCCUGGCCCUGGUUUCCUUCGUGAUAUUUCUAAUAACUCAAACCGGAAGCAAGAUGGACGACGUGUCAAGAAGAUUAAGAGCUGAGGCAAAGGACAUAGAGGAUCUUAAGAAGAUCAACAGCAUGAUCGUACAGCGCCUCAGCCAACUGGAACCUGUACAGAACUAGAGAAGAUGUCCUCCAAGGGCAACCGCUAAGACCGCAACAUCUGCUGAUGUUAUUGAGGGUGCACAGACUGAAGACCUGAGAAAGUGCAUCUGCUAAGGUGACAGAUUUUCUAGAUAGUGAAUCCAGCUCUGGGGCCUUCUCUCUGCUGCAGGAAUGGGAGCUACUCCAAGGCAUAGGGUUUUGGGGACAGGAGUCAGAAAGGGGUGAGCUUUUCUCAGCCUCAUUUAAAGGUAGGGUCCUUCAGCUUUAAUGGGGUUAAGGGUGGCUGGCAUGGAGGAGAAUUGAGAGUAAGCAAGAAAAUUCGCCUAAUACAUACAACUUCUCUUACAAAAGGAGCUUUGUUAUUAGAACAAGUUCACUGUGCUGAUCAGAUUCAUGAUGCCUUGCGUAUCUCUGCAAAUUUUUAUUUAUUUAAUUAUACUGUGUAGAAGGGAACCAGGUGAUUACUCUCUUCAAUAAAAGGGAUUCUGCUCAGCUGAUUGGACUAUGACUCAUAAUUCCCCAGGGUUGGGGAAUGGGUAGACUUUAGAGCUAGUUGUCCUCUGGUGGUUGCUGUGAAAACGUGUGUAGUAGGGGUGUGUGUGUGUGUGUGUGUGUGUGUGUGUGAUGGGGAGUGGGGUCAAAGAGAAAGCUUACUUCAUUCAACUAAUGUUUAUUUGAGCUUCUACUCUAGGCAAACCACCCUAUAUUAGAGGAGCUUAUAUUCAAGUGGGGAACGAAGGAAAUUUGUAUGUAAAUGAAGUAUAAGAUAAAAAAAAGAUAAACACUUUAAGAGAGAAGCCUAGAAACUGCUCUAGGAGUUGAGAGGAGAGAGAAUCAAUUCUGGGUUGUGGGGUGGAGUGGCAUGGGGGUAAGAGGAUCUCAGGGAGGAAAUAGCUUUUGAACUAAGUCUUGAAGUGUGGGUGGCUCAACUGCUCUGAGUUGUGUGCAUUUUAUUUUUAUAUAUAAUUAUAUAAGCUUCAUUUACUUUGCUUCUAAUGAAAAUGAAUCUUUUCAUAUCCUGCUGAUUAGUUUAGAAGAAACUGAUAGAUCUGUGGUCUUUAGUAAGCUAAAGUAGGAAAUUGUGUAUUGGGAAUAUUUGGAGCCUGACUUCUUUUUGAACAAAAGGUAAGGUGCACAGUAUAUGACGUAAGAUAUGAUGUGAAAUAAAUGAGUUUAAAAAGCAUAUGAGUCUUAGAAAAUGUUUAUUUAAUGUAAGUACAUUGUGCAAGUCAAUUGAAGAACACAAUGCAAUUCUUCCAUUUUGGGUUGAUCAGAAUUCUUUGGGCUUACCUGAAAAUUAAGCAUACACACACACAGACUCUUUAUAACUCUAAAUACUUAAUGAAAUAAACAUAAGACAUUUAAUUUAUCCAUUUUUGCACACAAAAACAUUUGUACUGCAUAUUUAUUUUCUUAAAAUUGAUGAAUUAUCACAUAGAAUUUUUUUUUUAUCUGAAAUUUGUGUUUACGGGAAAAUUCUUGUUGAACCGUUGGUGGGGUGUGGCAAAAAUCACUUGUUAUUAGAAUUUAUUGUAGCACUGUUUCAGAAACCACUAAGGACUGGAUGCAACAACUCUUGAAAAAUACCCAUUUCUUUCCUUUCAUCUGCUUGCUCUGUGCGUUUUCCCCUUUCUACCUACACAACUGAUGUGUUUCAUAUUCAGUAAUAAAUGACCUUUAUCCCAAGAAAUCUAUGAUUUUGACAGUGUGAAGUAGUGUCUGAUAGAUCAUUUUGAUCUUUUAUGAUCUGAACUGUCCUGCCUGCAUGGCACAGGUGGAGUUCUGGUGACACCUCUGAUCUUCCCCCUUGGUCACUAACAGCCCGGAGGACCACAGUCACCACAGUUCCUGGUGUUUGGAUUCACAGAUUAACAAAUUCCAUUGAAAUCGUUUUAAAAUACUGACUGGGUUACAUGUACUCUUAUGGCAGUCAAAUGCAGUGGUUAGGAACAUGGGCCCAGGAACCCAACAGCCUGGUUUGUAUCUGAUGCCACCGCUUACUACGACUUUGCCUCUUUAUCAGUAAAAUGGGGUAAUUGUAGAGUCUGUCUCAUACUAUUGUGAGGCUUAAAAGAGGUACUAAAAGUAAAGGGCUUAAAACAGCAUCAGAGACAAAGUAAGUGCUCAAUAAAUGCUACUGCAUUCUGACUCAUGGCGACCCCAUCUGGGUCAGAGGAGAAAUGUGCUCCAUGGAGUUUUCAGUGGCUGUGACCUUUUGGAAGUAGGUUGCCAGGACUUUCUUCCAAGGAGCCUCUGGGUGGAUUCCAACCUCCAGCUUUUUGGUUAGUAGCCGAGCACUUUACCGCUUGUUCUACCCAGAGACUCCUAGAAUCGCCAUCACCACAGCAGUGUUUUUAAAAACACGGAUUCCCAACUCCAUUCCAUGUUUGCUAAAUCAGAAUCUCGGAAGAUAGGGUCGAGGAACCUGGUUUGUUUUGUUUUCUUUUCUUUGGUUUUAAACUUCCCAGGUGAUUGUUUGAUGGGUACAUUGGGAAACUUCUGUCUUCUGUUCCUGGUUGCAUAUUUUAUUUGCACCACCAGGAAGACCCUUGGAGAAGGAUCAUGCCUUUACCUCCUCAUGGCUCCUGUAUAGUGUUACGCACAGUACUGGGCACAGAAUAGAUGCUCCAUACCCACUUGUGGACUUAUUCUGAACUGUUUUUCAUCGCUUUUUAAAUAAUCUUUUUCACUUUCAUUAAAAGUAGAAUUACAUUUCAGUAUUGUUUUUUAUAUGAAAAAUUUUUACUGGGAAACUUUAAUCUUCACCAAGUAAGUGGAUACAUGGCUUCCCACAAGAAAAUUGUCAUCUUUCCUCUCUCUCUCUCUCUUUUUUUUUAAAUACACUUCCUCAACGCUGUGGAAAGAUAGCUCACAGUCCUAACAAUCCAUUUCCUUUUCAUGGCUUCUUUUGAGCAAACUCAUUCACAGAGGCAAUAGAUUCCAGCCGUUUCUGAUAACCUAUUUCUUUUACUCAUCCUUCUCUUCUGAAUAUAGAUGAGGUCAUUACUUCAAGUUGAAAUAAAUUUAUUUUUUACACCCGGACUCCAGAAGAUCUUGUUUUCAUUAAAAUAAUCUUUCUAAGCAAUAAGAAUUGAUUAUAACACGAUGGUUUUUGUGCAAUACUUUCUAACACACCUCAUUUAGUCCAAAUGACAUGCACACCAAAAUUCUUCCCUUUAUCCCAGGCUGUUGUUGGCAAAAACAAAGCAGUUGUUUUUGUGUUAUUUUUAAACCUCCUGGUUUGUUUUAUAGUGUUGUGGUUAAGUGCCACAGCUGCUAACCAAAGGACAGCAGUUUGAAUCCACCAGCUGCUCCUUGGAAACACUUUGGGGCAGGUCUACUAUGUCCUAUAGGGUCAUUAUGAGUCAGAAUUGACUCAAUGGAAAUGGGUUUUUUUUU
Molecule: messenger RNA, 6384 nt
Organism: Loxodonta africana (African savanna elephant)
Lineage: Eukaryota; Metazoa; Chordata; Mammalia; Proboscidea; Elephantidae
Gene: LSMEM1
Product: leucine rich single-pass membrane protein 1
Exons: 3
Coding region: 2536-3003 (155 amino acids)
Source: RefSeq, a predicted model, not a curated record